UUCAUUUGAACGUAAAUUUAGUAAUAGUCAUUAAUAAAUUAAAUAUGAAUUAAAUAUUCAAAUAUUAUAAAUUACUCAAAAAGAAUUGUAUUAUUCUGCAAUCAAAAAAACGCAUUUCAUUUUUUCGUGAAAAUAGAAGCAAUACAGAGAAAUAUAACCCUUUGUUCAAAAAAUAUUUGUGUCUAUUCACAACACAAAGCGCGUGAAUGGUAAUUAAUAAUAGUCCAAAAUUGAAAGGGUUUUGAUAAUAGAACUUAUGCUUUAUGGAGUUGGGCAUCUUAUUCCAUUUUUUUUUUGAAUUGCUUUAGUCUGGAGCAGAAAAAGAUAUAUAAAGAUAUUUGAAUAUAAAAAAAGAAAAGAUAUAGAUAAAAAAGUAGACAAAUAAGACGUAUCAUUUUAUAUAGAGUAGUGAGGGAUUAUGGGACAAAAAAUACAUCCGCUUGGUUUCAGACUUGGUACAACUCAAAGUCAUGAUUCUAUUUGGUUUGCACAACCAAGAAUUUAUUCCGAGAAUCUAAAAGAAGAUAAAAUAAUACGAGAUUGUAUCAAGAAUUAUAUACAAAAAACGAUAAGACUAUCCCCCGGUGUUGAUUUCGAGGGAAUUGGACGAAUAAAGAUUAAAAAAACAAUCGAUUGGAUUCACGUAAUAAUCUAUAUCGGACUUCCAAACUUAGGAAUAGAGGAGAAGUCUUUAAUAGAGGAUAAAAUUGAAGAAUUAAAAACAAAUGUGCAAAAAAAAAUUAAUUGUGUGAACCGAGAAAUCAAAAUAGGAAUUACAAGAAUUCCAAAUGUUUAUAGAGACCCUAAUAUUCUUGCAGAAUUUAUAGCCGGACAAUUAAAGAAUAGAAUUUCGUUUCGUAAAGCAAUGAAACAAGCUAUUGAAUUAGCUGAAGAGGCAGAUACAAAAGGAGUUCAAAUACAAAUUGCGGGACGUAUCGACGGAAAAGAAAUUGCACGUGUCGAAUGGAUCAGAGAAGGUAGGGUUCCUCUAUAAACCAUUCGAGCUAAAAUUGAUUAUUGUUCCUAUCCAGUUCGAACUAUUUAUGGGGUAUUAGGAAUCAAAGUUUGGAUAUUUCUAAACAACGACUAAUAAACUUUUCUUUAUAACGUUCCAUCUUUUGAUAAAACAAAAAAUGACGAAUUCUUACUACAUUCUGAUUCUGAAAGAAUAAAUGAAACAUUUUAUAAGAUUGAAUCAAAAAAAAAAUUAAUAAAUCAUUUUAUAAAUAAGGAGUUGCUAUGCUUAGUGUGUGACUCGUUGGUUUUUUUUAGAGUAGUUAAAUUUCUACAAAAAUUCGUAGAAUUCAUUACUAAAGAAUAAAUAACCUACUCAUCGCUUCCCAUUAUCUAGAUAUAAGGAACCGCCAAAAAUCGAAAAUCAAAAUAAGGAUCGAUGCGGUGCUUUAAUUAUAGCAACUGAAAUAAAAAAAAUCAGAUUAUUAGUUGUAAAGCAAUAAGAAUAUACAGAUAAAUGAAGGGGUGAAAGAAAGAUAGAAAAAGGAUAUCAAUGAUAUAGAAUUCUACUAUGUAAAGGUCUAUGGGUCAUCUCAUAAAAAGUAGUGUAAUAAAGCAUCAAUAUUCAAAAUUGAUAGAAUAAAUGAAUCAAGAGCCACGAAUCAAGAAAACUGAGAAGGUUGAUUCAACAAAAAAGAAUAAAAUAAGAUUCAAAUUUCAAAAAAAAAA
Messenger RNA from Vicia villosa (hairy vetch), 1683 nucleotides. Its product is annotated as small ribosomal subunit protein uS3c-like. Gene Ontology annotation, biological process: translation. The coding region runs from base 419 to 994 and encodes 191 amino acids. The record is from RefSeq and is a predicted model, not a curated record. The transcript has a single exon. Gene Ontology annotation, cellular component: cytosolic small ribosomal subunit. NCBI's taxonomy places the organism in Eukaryota, Viridiplantae, Streptophyta, Magnoliopsida, Fabales, Fabaceae. Gene Ontology annotation, molecular function: RNA binding; structural constituent of ribosome.